Messenger RNA from Aphanomyces astaci, 1083 nucleotides. RefSeq lists its product as hypothetical. The transcript has a single exon. The coding region runs from base 1 to 948 and encodes 315 amino acids. NCBI's taxonomy places the organism in Eukaryota, Oomycota, Saprolegniomycetes, Saprolegniales, Verrucalvaceae. The record is from RefSeq and is a predicted model, not a curated record.
AUGGACAACCCCGUGCUUCGCCAGGUGCUGUUGGGAUGUUACGACCCCAGCAGUCCACUGCGCCACCUCCGCGGCCAACGAGGCAUCUUGGAGCUCAUCUUUGCCAAGCUCAUGAAAGCUUGGGAAGCGCACAUCGACGACAAUGCUCGAGGCGUCAUGCGUCUUGGCGGCAGGCGAGGGGCUUCCAUGCAAAACAUUCCAGGGCGAGUACCGCAGAGACUUCGCUUCCCCGAGCCGUGGCCCCAAACGAUGGACCCGCUGUCUAACCGACCAUAUGACUUCCAUGUUAACAUGAUGCCGUUUGUCAUGGGCGACAUCACGUCGUUGCCAACGUCCUGUCAACGGUACCACGAUAUCAUUGUGGGAUGUCUGGCGAAGAACAGCAGUGGCGAGCACGGUAAGGUGGGGUACCUUACUAUUCACGAAGGUAUGGUGGAAGCUGGCACGUCCCAGCGCCGCGGUGGGCUGCACAUUGAAGCAGGUGGCGGCGGCGGCCAGUCCAUCAAAACCGAAGAUUUUUUCUGGGGCCAAGGUCGUUUCGAACAGAACGUCCUCCAUGGCGGCAUCUACAUGGCAUCGACGGUGGAGCAUUCAUGUGCGAUGUACGAUGUUGUGAUUCAAGACCCGGCAAGUGUCGUGGGGGCACUGGGGGACGUGGAGCACUUGCGAUCGAGUUUGGCCAAAAAAGACAUCCGACCGCUGCUUCUUCAAGCGAACGAGCUCGUUUGGAUGACCGAUCGCACGCCCCACGAGUCGUUGCCAUUGCCGGUCACGACGUUUCGCCAGUACUUUCGCCUAGUCACGAGCGGAGUCUCCCACUGGUAUGCCGACCAUUCGACCCCCAACCCGUUGGGCAUUCAGCCCACCGCCAAGAUUGUAUUCGGCAACAAGUUUCACGCUGUAGUACAUGAUGUGUUGAAAGCUCCCCAGAAUGAUCUAUCCACUUAGCGCACGUUGUCCUACACCUUUUUGCAGUUAAGUUGACCGAAUGCCCGAUUUAUAUGGCCAUAUGCCCGUUAUAAUUGGCCAUGUGCCAUUUAAUUUGGCACACGGAUGUCAUGUGCCCGAUAUAAUUGGCCGUGU